Molecule: messenger RNA, 1386 nt
Organism: Heterostelium album PN500
Lineage: Eukaryota; Evosea; Eumycetozoa; Acytosteliales; Acytosteliaceae
Exons: 4
Coding region: 1-1386 (461 amino acids)
Source: RefSeq, a predicted model, not a curated record
AUGUUGACAAUUGAAAUUGUUUCAAUAAAUAAAAAAAUUGCUGUGCCUUAUAAGAAAGGACAAUCCAUAGAGCAAUUGAUUAAAGAAAUCAUUAAAAGAGCACUUCUAACAGUUGAUGUCACCUCUGAAUAUCAAUUGUAUCAUAACAGCUCGGAGCUGUAUCAUGAAGAUACUCUCGAGGAUUUAGGUAUAAAUGACAAUGAUCUACUUCAAUUAAAACAAUCUCAACAGCCAGUUGUUGGUGAUGAUAAUCAACAACAACCACCACAACAACAACAAUCAACGACAACAACAAUAGCAGAUAACAUAUCUGAAAAGUUGUCAAAUGUAAAUAUUUCAACAACCACAACAUCAUCAACAUCAACAACAUCAUCGGAAAUCACUAAAGAUAGUGAUAAUAAUAAUAACAAUAAUAAUAAUAAUAAUUAUAAACAAGAAAUUAAACAAAUUGAUAUGAUUGUUUUGGAUUUAUCUGGAUCCAUGAGAUCAGCUGCAUUCAAAGGAUCAUUGACACCAGGCGAGUUAGAAAUGAAGAGAAUAGAGAUAGCUCAAGCUUUAUUCCAAACUAUGAUCGACAAGUAUGUUCAGUUGGAGAUUGCUGCAAUCGUUGGUUUGGUUUGCUUUGGCGAGCGUAUCGAAGUAACAUUCCCACCAACCCGUAACUUUGAUUCAUUCUCCACUGAAUUGGGUGAAGUAGUUGCCAAUCAAAGUAAAACAAGAUUAUAUGAAGCUAUUAAAUUGGCAGGAGAAACAAUUGUUAAAUAUCGUGAAAAUCCAACAUCUUUGGCGGACGGUUUCGUUUUAGCACCGUCGGAUAAAUUAAUUUGUAGAGUAUUUGCAUUGACCGACGGACAAGACAAUAGUAAUGCAUGUCCUUAUGAAGUGUAUAAAUAUUUGAAGAGUGCCAAUAUCAUCUUGGAUGCUAUUCCCAUUGGAGAGGGUGGAAAUACACUCGGAUCUUUCACCAAGGCAACAGGUGGAUCGUGUUUCACUUUCAACUCGUCAAAGGCAGGUGUAGAGCUAUUCGAGCGUGAAGCAGUCGUCAAUCUAUCGACACGUGACAACUUGGCAGCAUUCUCUAUCCCAAUCAACAGUAAAGCGGCAUUCUCAGCGAUCGCUCCGGAAAUAGUUACCACCGUCGAACAAAAGGCGGAUGCCACCAUUAAAAGCGCUGGAAAAUGCUCUAGUAAUGUGGCGGUCGCUAGUUUGGAGAGUAAUCCUGUUUCACUCUUACAGUCACCGAAUCCAAUGGAUCCGAUCGAUCCUGUUAAAGCCGGACUCUACAGAGACAAUCCAACCGAGUACUGGAAUAACGCCAGACUCUGGAACAAGAACUAUGCUAGUUUCACCUUGACCGAAUUGAAACAACUUCAUUCAUUAGAAUAG